Molecule: messenger RNA, 426 nt
Organism: Penicillium soppii
Lineage: Eukaryota; Fungi; Ascomycota; Eurotiomycetes; Eurotiales; Aspergillaceae
Exons: 4
Coding region: 1-426 (141 amino acids)
Source: RefSeq, a predicted model, not a curated record
AUGCAGGAGUCAUUGUCUAACAACCUCGUUCCUCUUACUGUCAUUAAGGGCGCCGGCCAUGAGUUCAUCCCCCUCCCCCAGGGCGAGAACGCAACCACAGCCGACUUCCACUCUAUUCGCACCAAGACCGAGUCCCCAGCGCACUUUACUUCUGGAUUCUAUAAGAUUGAGGCUGGACCUGCACGACCUGCACUAUACAACUUUGAGGAGACUAAGUAUGUCCUCAACGGUCAGAUCGAUGUUUUGGACGAGGCUACCGGGGUCACCCACCACCUAGUCCCUGGAGAUUUUGCUUUCUUCCACGUCGGGUCUAAAGUCAAGUUCUCUACCAAGUCUUCAGGCUUUGCCUUUUACGCUGUGACUCGACCUGUCCGAGCUCCCCAUCCUAAUCUUGUUGGCCGAGAGGAGGAUAAAGCCAAGUUGUAA